Messenger RNA from Carya illinoinensis, 2640 nucleotides. Its product is annotated as tryptophan aminotransferase-related protein 2-like. Gene Ontology annotation, molecular function: carbon-sulfur lyase activity; transaminase activity. The record is from RefSeq and is a predicted model, not a curated record. NCBI's taxonomy places the organism in Eukaryota, Viridiplantae, Streptophyta, Magnoliopsida, Fagales, Juglandaceae. The transcript is spliced from 6 exons. Bases 1074 to 2399 code for a protein of 441 amino acids. Gene Ontology annotation, biological process: amino acid metabolic process.
AAAUGUUUAGAGAGAAAAGAAAGGAAAGAUAAAAGGAGGAAGAGAGAAAAAGAAAAGAAAAGAAAAGAAAAGCAUACUGAGAAGUAGUGUCAGAGGAUGAGAGCGGGUUUUUAUUUUUUAUUUUUUUUAAAGUCCUGCUCUACCUUUUUCUCGCACGCCCAUGACGGUAGAUAUAUAUAGUACCUGUUUUCUCAAACUUUAAAAUGGAACAGUGAAUCUUCGCCUCAGUGGGGAGGGUAGUGUUUCCAGGUCUAGUCAUCUACCAUUGGAAAGCUGCAAUUUUCUCGGAAAAUCGUAGUGGGAUUUCUUGGUUCCUGAUAAAAUCUUCUGUCGGAGAGUAUUCCAAGAGGUGCUCCAGAACCUCUCGGCGCAGUUCAACUUCUCCACAACUUGUCUGUUCUGGGUAUUUUUGCUAUAAAAAAAAAAAUGCCAAUGUAUGAAGAUUUGGGAUUAAAGCUUUUUUCUUUGUUUUUCUCUAUCAUUUUGUGAAUUUUCUCUGAACCACGUGAGAAAGCUUUAAAAAUAUUAUGGUGGCAAUAGGCUUUCUGUCAGCAUGUCGGGGAUUCCCGCGAUUUUCUUUAUUUUUGGCUACCAUUGAAAAUACUUGAAGGUAUGGAGAUCUUUUCGCGCGAUUUUCUUUUGGCAACCAUUGAAAAUACUUGAAGGUAUGGAGAUCUUUACGGGGUAGAUCAAAAUUCACAAUUAGACCCGUGAAAAUUCCAUGCACAAGGGCUCUUGAAGCCAUAUGAGAGAUUGGCCAUUCCUUUCCGAGUCCUUCCAAAAGUCCCAAAACAGUCUGUCUUCUAGUUCUUCCAAAAAGUCUUUGUUUCACAGUUUUCUAAAUAUUGCUUCUAAUUUCAGUUUCUUGAACUUACUUGGGUCAGACUCAGAGAAUCUGUAACGCUCACCACCAACCUUUUCUGCAUGCAUUAACUCCUCCACCAUCCAUUUGUCACUCCUAUUUUUGUCCUUCAGCCUUGCAUUUAUUCAGAACAAGCUCUCGUAGCGGUGGAUGCCCAGUACUCUGUUUUCCUAGACGGAUUUUCUUUCAAUACCCUGUUUCUUCUAAUUCCAUGGCUAUAAAAAUCACUAGUGUUUUCUCAAUGAGGCACUUGUUCCUGCUUUCUCUGGCUAUGAAUGUCAGCUUGAUCUUGAGGACCAUGUACGAGAGGGAACAUGGCCUUAACUGGCUCUGUUUCGAAGCUCCGAAUGGCCAUCUUUCCCAGAGGACGCGUCUAUCAUUGUCAUCUUCCUCGACCUCGGCAACCACUACUCCAAUUGACGCUCAACCUGGUGGGGACUCGAUUAUCAAUCUCGCUCGGGGUGACCCGAUCAUGUUCGAAAGAUACUGGCGACAAAUGGGAGACAGAGCCACAGUUGUGAUCCCAGGGUGGCAAUAUAUAAGCUACUUCUCUGAUGUGACCAACAUUUGCUGGUUUUUGGAGCCUGAGUUUGCCAAAGAGGUGGUCCGGGUGCACAGAGUGGUGGGAAAUGCUGUGACUGAAGGUCGUCACAUUGUCGUUGGUACAGGUUCAUCUCAGCUAUAUUUGGCUGCUCUGUUUGCUCUCUCUCCCCACAAUGCAUCUGAACCAAUUAGCGUGGUGUCUCAAGCUCCAUACUACUCGUCCUACCCAUCUAUGACGGAUUGCCUCAAGUCAGGCCUAUACAAAUGGGUGGGAGAUGCACAGAGCUUCAAUAAGGAGGGGCCUUAUAUCGAACUUGUCACUUCCCCCAACAACCCCGAUGGCAAUGUGAGGAGAUCCGUGGUCAACAAAAGUGACGGGAUAUUGGUUCAUGACCUUGCCUACUACUGGCCACAAUAUACUCCAAUAUCUUCCCCCGUGGACCAUGAGAUAAUGCUAUUCACUGUCUCAAAGAGCACCGGCCAUGCAGGGAUGCGAAUUGGUUGGGCUCUUGUUAAGGACCAAGAGGUUGCGAGAAGAAUGACCACAUUCAUUGAGCUCAACACAAUAGGCGUAUCAAAGGAUUCACAGCUCCGGGCAGCCAAGGUUCUCAAAGCUGUUUCUGAUAGUUCUGAGCAUGCUGCUGGCAACUUGGAAGAAGAGGAAUCAUUCUUCGAGUUCAGCUAUCUGCUUUUGGCAGAGAGGUGGAAGCUGUUGAGAAAGGCGGUUGAGCACAGCGGAAGUUUUAGUCUACCUGAAUUUCCUCCUGCUUUCUGCACUUUUUUGAAUCGGGUGUCAGAGCCUCAACCUGCUUUUGCUUGGAUGAAAUGUGAGGUUGAUAUAGAGGACUGCGAAAGCUUCUUACAAGGCCACAAGAUAUUAACUCGAGGGGGGAAGGAAUUUGGGGUUAGUCCCAAGUAUGUGAGGAUCAGCAUGCUUGAUCGUGACGACAAUUUCAAUCUAUUUGUGAAAAGGCUAUCCACGAUCCACUUAUGAUUUCCGUGGAUCCCCUUGUGAGCAAUUCAUAAGGCAAAAGCCCCCUGGCUUGCUGAUCGAGGAAAAGACGACGUUCAUCUCAUAAUCUCCUUAUGAUCGAUCUAACAUUCUUGCCAAUGCAUUAUCUUUGUUUUGUUUUGGAUUGUAAUUUUAUAAUAAAAUAUAUUUUACUUUUUCAAACUCUUAUCUGUCACACAUUGUAAGUUCGAAAAAUUAACAAAGAGAAUAUCAAAUGUCUCUA